This is a messenger RNA of Drosophila hydei, 1387 nucleotides long. Its product is annotated as zinc finger protein 664. The transcript has 2 exons. Gene Ontology annotation, molecular function: RNA polymerase II cis-regulatory region sequence-specific DNA binding; DNA-binding transcription factor activity. Gene Ontology annotation, biological process: regulation of transcription by RNA polymerase II. The record is from RefSeq and is a predicted model, not a curated record. Bases 17 to 1300 code for a protein of 427 amino acids. NCBI's taxonomy places the organism in Eukaryota, Metazoa, Arthropoda, Insecta, Diptera, Drosophilidae.
UAAAAGAAUUCGCAGCAUGUUAAAGCAGUGUCUAAUCAAUGUGGACUUCUCGCGACUGCAUGCCAAUCAGCAACUGCUCCCAAAAUGUGGAGAAAUAUUCUACGGAAGCGAAAACGAACACUGCAGCUUCCAGCUGGUUUGUUGCCUCUGCGAAAUGAAACAUUUUGCUUUUGACGAUUUCUCGAUGCACAUACGCAAUGUGCAUUUCGACAAGCAGGGCAAACCGCGUACGCAUGUCAGAGCCAACAAUAAUGAUGCGUAUCAACAGCUGCCGCUUUUAAAUGCAACACCAUCUACAGUCACCGACGAGCGCAGCGAUGGAUCAGAUGAAGAUGACAACGUCGCUGAUGCUGCGGCCAUUAAACCAUUGCGUGUCUGUGCAUUCAAUGAGGUCAAACUGGAAAAUGUACUUUUGGAAAACAAUAAAAAUUCCCAGGACGAGGACUGCUGCCAUAGUGCAGACGAACUGGACGAAGCCACAGCAGGUUCCCAGAAUUUCAGCGAUGUCGACGAUGACGAUACUGCAGAUAGCGAAACGGAAAUUCAGUCUGUAUUUAAGAAACAACGACCCAAGGAGUACAAAUGCAAAUAUUGCGAUGGCAAAUACACGACUCUUAAAUACCUAAAUAUUCAUCUUAAAAUGAGCCAUCCGUAUCCGAAGGCCUUCAAGUGCAAUGAUUGUGAUGCCAAUUUUGACGUAGAACGCGCCUUGUUAACGCAUCGUCGCAAGGUCCACACAGAGUUUACGUGCAACCUGUGCGACAAGGUAUAUAAAAGCUCACGCACUCUUCUACGUCAUGUGCAGGGGCACUCGGGUCUACGGCAAUACAAGUGCGAGCAUGAGAGCUGUGGCAAAUCCUUUGUUAGCCAACACAAUUUAACAUCGCAUCGUCGCGUCCACAGCACAGAGCGCAACUAUGUCUGUGAAUUAUGCGGUUAUCGUUCGCGCUAUCGUGAUGCACUCAUCGUUCAUCGACGCACGCAUACGGGCGAAAAGCCGUUCAAGUGCCAGACAUGCGCACGCUGCUUCGCUUCCAAGUCGCUGCUUAAUGAGCACCAGGCCAUGCACUCAACGGAGCGGCCGUACAAGUGCGAUAGCUGCGAGGCCUCCUUCUCACGUCCCAAAGCUCUCUAUCAUCACAAGCAUCUGCAUUUAGGCAUCAAGAAGUUCAAGUGCAAGAUCUGCGGCAAUGCGUAUGCCCAGGCAGCGGGGCUCUCAGCCCAUAUGCGUGGCCACAAAGCGCAGGCCGUCAAUGGUAUUAUUGAUAAUGGUUCAGCUAUAUCCUGUCCACCUCAUUAGUAUCCUUGAGCAUCCCUAUAGUAAGCUAAUUGUACAGCCUUCUUUAAAUAUUAAAAAUCUGCACAAACUUUAGUUAUAAUACUUAGG